Messenger RNA from Strongylocentrotus purpuratus (purple sea urchin), 1046 nucleotides. Its product is annotated as sulfotransferase 1C2A-like. Bases 102 to 1028 code for a protein of 308 amino acids. The transcript has 7 exons. Gene Ontology annotation, biological process: sulfation. Gene Ontology annotation, cellular component: cytoplasm. The record is from RefSeq and is a predicted model, not a curated record. Gene Ontology annotation, molecular function: sulfotransferase activity. Lineage: Eukaryota; Metazoa; Echinodermata; Echinoidea; Camarodonta; Strongylocentrotidae.
GAACUUUGAUACCAAUAUUCCAAAGGAACUGCGUUUUAACAAAUGUGCUUGCAUUUUAUCUCAUUCUUUACGCAGAUACUGUUUAAAGCAGAACAACAAAUAUGAGCGCUAGAUUUUCUUCCAAUGUUCCGGCAUGCGUCGUCGAGACGUGUUACGAGCACGAAGGCGUGAUCGUACCAAAUAUUAUGCCUCUUAAGGUCCUUAAACGCAUGAGGAGCUUCACCGUUCGACCUGAUGACCUGUUCGUCGUGACCUACCCUAAGUCAGGGACAACCUGGGCUGUUCACUUGAUGCUUUUGAUAAAACAUGAUGGAAAUAGGAGCGAACUUGAAGGAAAGCACAUCAUAAAGAUGGUUCCAUUCCUCGAGAUUGUAGAAGACAUGCUCAACCCAUCGACAUCAGCGUUACGGAUCGACGCAGCAGAAGCUAUGGCAUCACCAAGGAUACUCAAAUCUCACUACAUACCGCCUUUCUUGCCAAUGGAUAUAAGCACUGAUGAUCCGAAAGCUAAGGUGCUAUACGUAGCCCGAAACCCAAAGGAUGCCGCGGUCUCCUUCUACCACUUCUGUCAUCAUAUUGGUCCACUGCCCUCUUACGAGUCUUGGGAUAUAUUCUUCGAAGAGUAUCUCGCAUUAAGAACUCCUAUAGGAUCUUGGUUUGAAAACGUCUUGCCAUGGUGGAGGAAAAGAAAUCAUCCAAACGUUCUUUUUCUCAAGUACGAGGACAUGAAAAGGGAUCUUCCAGGUGCAGUGAGACAGAUAGCAGAAUUCAUGGGAAAGUCCUUUUCAGAUGACGUCAUCGAAAAAAUCUCGGAAGCGUCGACCUUCCAGGCAAUGAAGAAGAACCCCUCCUCGAACCCUGACACUUUUGAUUCGCCUGGCAGAAAGGUGAAAAGCGGCAACUCAUUCAUGAGGAAAGGGAUAAUCGGAGAUUGGAAGAAUUAUUUCACUGACGAUCAGAACAGAAGAUAUGACGAGCUUUACGAGAAGGAAAUGGCUGGCUCUGGACUUGUGAUGGAUUUCGAAUAGUUAUCAAAGAUGAUUGCU